Molecule: messenger RNA, 2131 nt
Organism: Dioscorea cayenensis subsp. rotundata (Guinea yam)
Lineage: Eukaryota; Viridiplantae; Streptophyta; Magnoliopsida; Dioscoreales; Dioscoreaceae
Product: pentatricopeptide repeat-containing protein At1g03540
Exons: 2
Coding region: 146-1999 (617 amino acids)
Biological process (GO): RNA modification
Molecular function (GO): RNA binding; protein binding
Source: RefSeq, a predicted model, not a curated record
UGAAAAAAUGAGGAUGGAUUCCCAAGCUUUCUUUGGAGUCUAAACCCUCGUUCUCUCUCGUCUUCACCGGCUCUUGCUUGACGGGUCUUCCUUUAGGACUUUUGAUCUCGAUUUUCUGAGCUGUUCUCCUUUAGGAGAUGAUAUUAUGAUCAGAGACAUCUGGAGCACUUCUAAAGUGUGCUUAGAUUCACUUGGCUGCAAGAAAAAUCUUCCCCUUUCACUCUUCGAAGCGUUUGUCCUCCUCAACUCAACCGAGUCCCGGCACCAGGGACUGAAGAAACCUGCCUUUUAUGCAUCUCUCCUCCAGACCUGCACCAAAUCCUUCUCCUUCUUCCAUAGCCUCCAACUCCAUUCCCACAUCAUCAAGUCUGGCCUUGACACCAACCGCUUUGUUGGAAAUAGCUUGCUCGCCUUGUAUUUCAAGCUCUGUCCUGAUUUCUCCACUACUCGCCUUGUGUUUGAUACAUUGCCUGUUAGGGAUGUCAUCUCUUGGACCUCUGUGGUCUCUGGUUAUGUCCGGGUCGGUGAACCCGCCAAAUCUCUGCAGAUGUUUACAGAAAUGGUAGACUUUGGAGUGGAGCCAAAUGGUUUCACAUUAUCUGCUGUCAUUAAGGCUUGUUCUGAUCUUGGGGAUGUGAGGACUGGUAGAUGCUUCCAUGGAAUGGUACUGGUUCAUGGGUUUGGAUCAAAUCACGUGAUUUCUAGUGCUCUUGUUGAUAUGUAUGGCAGGAAUUUCGCAUUGGAAGAUGCACAUCAUGUGUUUUCUGAAAUGCUUGAACCAGAUGCAAUCUGCUGGACUUCUAUGAUCUCAGCAUUUACAAGGAAUGAUAGGUUUGAGGAAGCAUUGGGUUGCUUUUACUCCAUGAUGCAGAAUAAUGUUGGCCUGUUUCCGGAUGAAUUCACUUUUGGUACCAUACUGGCGGUGUUGGGUAAUCUCAGCAGAGCAAGGCAGGGGAAGCAGGUGCAUGCCAAUGUGAUUACCAGUGGGUUUCAGGGUAAUGUAGUGGUGGCGAGCAGCACAGUUGACAUGUAUGCUAAAUGUGGUCUCAUUUGUGACUCCCGAGGGGUGUUUGAUCGUAUGACCACUAAGAAUGCUGUCUCAUGGUGUGCAUUGCUCGGAGGGUAUUGUCAAAGUGGUAACUUCAAUGCCGUCAUCUCUCUAUUCCGAGAGAUGAACUGGGAAGGAGAUUGCUACAGCUUUGGCACUUUGCUUCGUGCUUGUGCUGGCUUGGCUGCUGUUAGAAAAGGAAAGGAAGUCCAUUGCCAGUAUCUCAGGUUAGGAAGACAUGGAGAUGUAGUAGUGGAAUCAGCACUUGUAGAUUUCUACGCCAAAUGUGGUCUUAUAGAUUAUGCGCGAAGAGUUUUCAUUAAAAUCUCUGCUAGGAGCGUGAUUUCCUGGAAUGCCAUGAUCUGUGGCUUUGCUCAGAAUGGCCAUGGAGUGGAAGCUGCCAAAAUGUUCGAUGAGAUGGUUCAGGAAGGCAUCACUCCAGAUUAUAUCAGUUUCGUUGCUGUGCUCUUUGCAUGCAGUCAUGCCGGUCUGGUAGAUGAUGGAAGGAAGUACUUCAGAUCAAUGACUGAAGACUACAGCAUUAGAACAGGGAUUGAGCAUUGUAACUGCAUGGUGGAUCUGUUGAGCAGGGUAGGCCUGCUUGAAGAAGCUGAGGACUUGAUAAACAACUCUGAAUAUAGCAAUGAUCCUUCACUCUGGGCUGCAUUACUCGGUGCAUGUGCCACACAUUCAGAUUCAAUGGUGGGGGAGCGUGCAGCGAAGAAGAUGAUAGAGUUGGAACGAAGCUAUCAUUUGAGCUAUGUUCUCUUGGCUAAUGUAUACAAGAAGGUUGGUAGAUGGGAUGAAGCUCUGGAGAUUAGAAAGUUAAUGAAGAGAAUGAGAGCAAAGAAAGGUCCAGGCAAGAGUUGGAUUGAGAUCAAGAGCAGCUUGAAUGAUAAGUCCAACAAUUCUUUUCAAAAGUUUGAUGAUUUAUCUUUAAUUUCCUUGUGAGAGAAAAGAUAGAUUUGGAAAGGAAGUCAGGGAACUUUUUCACUGUAUUCAGAGCUCCAUUUUUUUCUUUAAGGGAUUGAUUAAAGGAAUUAGCUCUGCUAAAGGGUUUAUAUCCCAGCGGUAUUAGUUCUA